Molecule: messenger RNA, 3113 nt
Organism: Fusarium verticillioides 7600
Lineage: Eukaryota; Fungi; Ascomycota; Sordariomycetes; Hypocreales; Nectriaceae
Product: MFS transporter, PHS family, inorganic phosphate transporter
Exons: 6
Coding region: 751-2889 (712 amino acids)
Biological process (GO): transmembrane transport; phosphate ion transport
Cellular component (GO): membrane
Molecular function (GO): phosphate transmembrane transporter activity
Source: RefSeq, a predicted model, not a curated record
ACCACCCAUCCAUCCAUCACCCAGGGCAUCCCCCAUCCGCUACAAGGAAGGUACAGCACGGUCUCGCACGCUAUAUCCGGCCGUAGUUACCUAUUCUCUAUCAAUCUCAACUGUCUGGAAUCCUCUCACUUCCCCAUUUCAUCUAUCGUUGUUGUUGGUGAGAUCGUAAUAUCUUCUUCAUUCUAUUACCUCUUCUUCUCUGUACAUUGCUAGGGCCCUGCCUUAUCUUUACCUGAUUGCCAACUAUCGCAUCCCCUCGACACCUACGAACCCGCACGCCCCGACGGUCAAAUACGCCGAAACUCCGAUCCAUGGUAUUCGAUGUCGAACUUGAACUGUAGAACAAGUCCCUCUUGCCCUCGAUAAAUCAUCGCCGAUUAGUUUGGGGGUAUUGGAUUAGAAGGAAGUUACGUUUUGGUCUUGAUCUUGCAACAACGUCUUGAACGACCACCACCUUCGAACUGAGGUGAACAACUCGGCAACCACGAACCAUAAUUUGGGGAAUCGACGAUAUCACUGCAUCAAUCAGACUGGAGUGGAAAUAAUUCAAAGAGUUGGAUCAAUUGCUGCGAAAUUCAUAAAGAUUCAGAGUCUUGAUUCUAUGCAUUCCUGAUCUCUUAACGGAGCAGCACCCAAAGAGGUGGAGAUCGGUAUCGCGAAACUCAUCCCGAAGCAUCCCCAUACAGAACAACCCAUGUCGUCGAUUACGGAUAUCAUCGCUCCCGAUAUUCACUCGCCUUAAACUUCAAAAUGCCAGACUACGACGAAGAUAUGCUGCCUCCUCCGGCAUCAGGCUCUCAGCAGGAUCGCACUUGGGGUGGUAAUAACGCUUUUCACAACUUCUUCAACGACUUCUCUCACAUCCCUGACCCAAAUCUUCGCCGCCGUCUUGCUUUAUCUGAGAUUGAUAAAGUCCCUUUUGGUGCAUACCAUGUCCGCGCUGUAUUAGUAGCAGGUGUUGGUUUCUUCCUUGACUCUUACGAUAUUUUUGCCAUCAACCUCAUCACAAUACUACUUGGAGUUGUCUUUUGGGGCGAUCCUAAUCCUCAAAACGGCUUCAGUGGCAAUGAUGGAUAUCUCCCCGACCCAGUUAACCAAGCAUUCAAGGCCUCUACGAGUGCUGGAAUUGUGGUGGGAAUGAUCGUCUUUGGAUGGCUAGCAGAUGGCUUUGGUCGACGCCGCAUGUAUGGUGUUGAAUUGGGCAUUAUUAUCCUAGCGACGCUUUGCUGCGCUCUCAUUUCGUCUAGCCCUGCAAUGGGAUCGACAGGUCUCCUAAUCUUUUGGCGUAUCAUCAUGGGCAUUGGAAUUGGCGGCGACUACCCACUCUCAAGUGUCAUUACCUCCGAGUUCGCUCCGACAAGAUGGCGCGGCGCUAUGGUUGCUGCUGUCUUCUCUAUGCAGGGACUUGGACAGCUAGCAGCUGCUAUUGUUGCCCUAAUCACUACUGUUGCUUUCAAGGACGCCUUUAUUGGAGCUGCUGACGAAAGUCAAUGCGGUUUCGAGUGCCGACUGGCCGCUGACCGAGCCUGGCGAAUUAUUGUUGGAGUGGGAGCCAUUCCUGCUUGUGCCGCCCUUUAUUACCGUAUCACUAUCCCGGAAACCCCUCGAUAUACCUUUGAUAUUGAGCAUGACGUCGAGAAAGCCGAUGCCGACAUCAAAGCAUACGUUACCAGCAAGUCCAAGGGUUCCUUUGACGUUGUUCACCAAGUCAGGAGUAAGCGCGUAGCUGGACGUAGCCUUGACGUCCCUCGUGCCUCCUGGUCUGAUCUUAUUUCCUUCUUCCGCCAAUGGGCCAAUUUCAAGAUGCUAUUAGGCACAACUUUGUCCUGGUUCUUUUUGGACCUCGCUUUCUAUGGUCUUGGCCUUAAUAAUACCUUUGUCCUUCAAGCAGUGGGCUAUGGUGCUGGCGACUCCCUUUUCGAAAAGCUUCACAACCAAGCUGUCGGAAUGAUCAUUUUGACAUGUGCUGGAUCACUCCCUGGCUACUGGACUGCCAUUCUUAGCGUCGACACUUUUGGUCGUAAGCCGCUACAGGUUUUCGGAUUUCUCCUGCUCACCAUUAUCUUCUGUAUCCUCGGCUUUGCUUACAAGAGCCUUCCACAAGGGGGUUUGCUUGCGCUCUACAUUGUAGCCCAGUUUCUCUUCAACGCUGGCCCUAACACGACCACUUUCAUCGUUCCUGGCGAAUGUUUUCCUACCCGAUAUCGAUCGACCGGCCAUGGCAUCUCGGCUGCCAUGGGUAAAAUCGGAGCAAUUAUUGCGCAGGGUAUCAGCAUCCCUAUGAUGCGACAGGGAUCCCCCGAGGGUUGUAAAGGUACCGAUUGUGCGCCAAACAUGCACCGACUGCUCCAACUCUUUGCCCUUUUCAUGUUGCUUGGUACUCUGGUUUCCUUGUUGAUUCCGGAGACCAAGGGCAUGACUUUGGAGGAGCUGUCUGGAGAGCCUCGUACAAGCUACAAUUCUGGAUGUAAUGGUAGUAUCAGUCUUGGGUCACCAAAGCUCAGAGCUUGGAACCCCUUUGUGGGUGGUCAGCCCGCAGGAUUCUCGUAUCCUAGAUCAAGAGUGAGUCACUUCCGAAAGAGUGAUCGUGUUGGUAUUAUGACCUCACCGGAACUCAUGGCUGAGACAUCCCGGCUUCGAAAACCUCGCAUCUGGAGAAGACACCGCAAGGCCAAGUCGAGCAGCGGUACAGAUAUCGCUUUGAGCACUCGAAGCUCUGGUACAGGAGAGGAUGAAAUCUUUCCAGCAGGCCCGCCUGCAUCCUCAUCUACUCCUCCACAGCCGCCGCCGACUUGGGGAGCUGGCUGGGGACGGAUAGAUAGAGGAGGACCCCCUCCGCUGCUCAACUCGGUCCAGUUGCAGGAUGUUGGCAGUCUCUUGACGAAAUGAUCUGGAUGAAAUUGGUGUUGUUCGCAUGAUUCGCAUAUCUCUGGCGUUGGUGGAAUAAUGAGAUUUAGACUAUGAUACCUUAGAUGUUUGUUUUUGCAUAGUUGUCGAGUUGAACAUCGACAUUGGAGAAUUGGGAGCAGAAGUGCUUCGCAACUUGUACGAAUGAAUAACGAAUACAAAGAAUCCCCAAUUUAUGAGUUGCAGACUUUGACAAUCUAACUGGG